Molecule: messenger RNA, 2240 nt
Organism: Egretta garzetta (little egret)
Lineage: Eukaryota; Metazoa; Chordata; Aves; Pelecaniformes; Ardeidae
Gene: CENPQ
Product: centromere protein Q
Exons: 9
Coding region: 158-1009 (283 amino acids)
Source: RefSeq, a predicted model, not a curated record
GAGGAGGGAAGGGAGAGGCAGGGCUUGUUUACCUCGUGUCUGUCGCGACUGUCGCCUGAAGAGCCGUGGUGGGGCCUUUGCGUGAGGGAAGAGUGGCUGGAGGGGGUGAAAGAGAAACGGAAUACACCCGAGUCGGUGUGCUUAGAAAACAGAGAUAAUGAAACGCCAUCGUGCACCUUCGACUAAAAUGGGGGAGACCACUAGUGGGGGAUCAGCAAAAAAGCCAUUUAAAUCACAAAAUCAACAAGGACCUUCCAGCAAAAAAAAGGGAACUGAUAGAGAAGGAAGAAAACAAGGUCAAAAAAGAAAGCAGGUCACUCAAGCAGUCAAAAGGAAAGCUAAGGAACAUGAGGACUAUACCCCUGCAGGAGAAAAAGGUUCUUCAAAAAAGGUGAAGCUAACCAGUGCUAAAAUGCAAUCUUGGCAGAUUCUCUCGGAGAGCAGUAGGCAGUUUCUGGAAACUGUAAUGGAUUCAGUAAUACUAUCUGUUUUGUGCCAACAACGUGAGAAAAAAGAUGAUGUUCAGAAGCACCUCAAUUUACUGAAAGAAAGGGUGCUGAGACGUUUCAAGGCUUUAAAGGUGCCUCAAGGGAAGCUGGGCAACCUGAAGAAUGUCCUGAGCCUUCAAAUGGCAGAGAAACAAAUGCUUGAGGCAAAUGAAGAGUCUUUGGUACAACUGCAGGAAGAAAUAAAUGAAGCCAAGCGAUCAGCAGAACACAUUGAAGAAACUACACAGCAACUGCAGUACAAAAUCCAGGUGCUCAAGAGCCAGUUAGAGGGAGAUGAAAAAAAGGCCAAGAAGGUAUUCCAGGAAAAUGAGAGUGGAGUACUCCACCUUCCAGAACUUCCCAAGCGGAGUUUACAAGCACCCACUUUGCAGGAAGAAAUUUUGAAGAUAAAAAAUAAGAAAGGUCUCUUAAAUGACAUGAACACUAUUCAGCAGUCAGCUGACUUGAACAACAUGUUAACCCUCAUUGAAAAGGCCUAUGAGAAGGUGGACUUCCUUUGAGAAACCGAAAUACACGGAGUCUCCUUUGAAGAAGAUAACCUAGGCCAGCACUCUGUUAAUGUAGAGCAGCAGGAUGCUGAUUGUGGAAACUGUGGUUUCUUCCUAAUGGCUUUGCUGUUGUGACUGCUGAGUUUCUGUUCAAACAUUUUCUAAGAAUAUUGGUAUAUAAAUCUGUAGAUGCAUGCUGGAACUACAGUGAUUUAAGUGAUCAGUCACAUUUUCUUGGCGGCUUUUUUCGACCUGUGAUGACUUCUAAUGAGGAUAUAUACUGUCUGAAGAGAAGGGAAAGACAGGGAUCCUGGGUAUUCCAUUAUAUUUGAACUUUCAUAUCACAUCUGUAAAUGGGUGAAGGCAGUAUCUUACCAAACUAACUUCUGUUUUGGAGUUCAAUCCUCUUUCAACCUGAAACAUGUAGUGAAAAUAUGAUUGUCUAAUGCUCAGUUACAAAUCCCCUGUUCAACUUUCUUAACAUUUUUCAAUAAAAAACCUCCAUGCCAGGAAAUGGAAUAAUUUUUAUCACAAGUACAGGUGGGUUUUUUUAACAUUUUCAUAUUCACCACUUAAACUUGGUGUAAAUGACUUGGGUUUUUUUUUAUCCAGAUGGCUGGGGAAAGCAGAUACGAGCAUUACAGAGCAAAGCUCUAAUCUCAGAGUUGUGUACUCAUAUUUCAUUAACUCCUCUUCAGCUUUAGAGGAAGAAAACUAAGUCAGAAGUCUAAGCACUUUCAUCUCUCCUCUAUUUUUUUCCAUGAUAGAACUUCUCCCUUUAAAGAUUCAGUUGUCACAAAGUGCUUUCUGCUGUCAAAUUAACAGCUAGACAGUUGCAGCGCUCUUUACAUUGUUUUAUCACACAAACACUUGUUCUGAAUUACAAGCUGCUGGUACUCCUAAUGAGACAUGAGCUAAUUAUCUCUGUUCUCCUAUAAGAGAUUAAAAGCCUCUUUAGUUCCUACACCUAGGAUCAGGAAAACCAGACUAACUACUUGCUUGCUUUGUACCGAGUCAUAUGAAAAAGUAUAUAAAUACUUAGAAAUAGUUCUCACAUUUUUGAUCACCACUACCCCAAACUAAUUUAAUUCAGUUUAUGGGUUAAGGAUUCUCCUGCAUGCCAGCUAUCUUAAUUUUUGUUAAGUAAAGAUACACUCCUUUGCUUUUGUUAAGGGUGAUGUACUUGCAGGCAAUUUACUAUCUGGGUUUUGAACUUCAUGGACCACAUAGAUACCUUUUUUUU